CCCUGCUUCGCGUCGCGUCUGUGGGGAUGGCAAAAGAAAAUCAGGCGUCGCUCAAGAAUUCGAAGUUCAAGUGCAAGCCCAAGAAGCCCAAUAGAGACAAGGAGCCUUCCUCGUCCUCGAAUCCAAACGAGAACAAGGCUCCGUCUGGUGGAGCUGACACCGGCUCGCCCGCUGUAACAGCGGCAGCCUCCAAGCCUUCGGCUUCGUCAUCGGGAUCGUCUUCUGGCGGUGCCGGGUCGUCGGCCACGUCGUCUUCGUCGUCGGCGGCGGCGGCGGCAAUGGCAUCGUCUUCGUCUUCGCCGCGGCAUGCUUGGGUUUUGGACAAGAUACGAGGCAUGAUGCACGGCUUUGGCGACAGCAGUGAACCGCUGCUCGAGUCUGUCAAACUGGUGGAAGACAUCGUGACGCAGCAGAUCAAGUGCGUGUUUUAUCGUGCGGCCGAGGUGGCCAUGCUUCGUGGCUCCAAAGCCGUGGCCAUCGAGGACAUCCUUUUCCUCAUGCGGAAGGACAAGUUCAAGCUGGGCCGUUUGGUUCGCUACCUGGAACUGAAGUCAUUGCAGGGCUACAUCUACUCAAAGCUGCCCACGGAUGACGAAGAGGCAUCGGCAGCAUCGCUCUCUUCCGCCGAGUCAGCUUUGGCAGAUGUAAAAUCUGAAGAAGGACAUGAGUUCAAGCGAACAAAGAUUUGCCGGGAAUUCAUUUCAUUCAUCGAUCAAACAGGAGAGCUGGCAGGUGCAUUCAAUGAAUCGGCAUUUGACGAAGUAAAGCACGAAAGGAAUGUGAGGUUAGAUGCACACGCAAGAGCCAUGGACGAAACCCAGUACAUGGAGUACUUCAAUGCAAGAACAUCAUCCUUCUACGGAAAACACAAGUCGGGACGGUUUCGAGAAUGGGUAAUGAAUUACAUCGACAGCGAUGUGAAACUGUCGCCAUCCGUCUUGAGCGUCUUCAGUUACUUGGCCUACGAAACUGUGGCUCAGAUUGUAGAUUUGGCACUGCUGAUAAAGAAGGAAUCUAAGCACGACCCGAGCGAUCCACUGUCCUGGUCAAUGCCCCCUUUGGCAGGAAACCCGGGCUUUCCUUCUACCCAGUUCUUUAGCUUCAAGGACAAGCCGUGGUUGCAGAGUAACGAGGGUGCGACAUCUAAGAGUGGCGAUGGUGCCAAAAAAACUUUGCUUCCAUUUGAAUGCAUCAAACCAGAAGAGAUAAGAGAAGCCAUGCAUAGAUAUAUGACUCGACGAGGACCAAUGGCUUCUUUUGCUAAACCUCAAGUUCAAGGGUGUUGCAGGCAUCUUCUUUGUUGCUGAACUGCACAUCAGAAUAGAAACAUUGCGAGUGUCAGACAUGCGGCGAGCCUUCACGACGUUCGGGCCAAGUGGAGGCAUCUGUUCCGUCGGACUGCUUUCACUCGACAAAGACUCAUUCAGAAAGGAAUCGCUGGCGGCCAUGGACUCUAGCCUAAGUCGGCUCUGCUGCGAGUCCAUCGAAAGCCGGCGAGCCGCCCGUGGUCUCUUGGCCAUGUUCUUGACAGCGUGCCGCUGAGGUCAAUGUCUCUGAGCCGAGCCAGCAGACGCUCCUUUUUUUCUUGGUCCAUGCCCUGCAGUGUUGUUUGCGCAAGUAUUUGUUAGCUAACUUUAGCUUUGAAAACUUUCCAGUUUUAUAUUAGCACACCUGCAUCAUCUAUUUACAUCCUAUAAGUAAUGAAACCUCAAAGUUAUGAAUAGCUGGGAAAUAGGCUCUAGAAUUGUGAGUCGCUGGGCUGGCUUGUGCAACAUGUCUAUAAUGAUGAAUGCUGUAAUAGUACAAAAAAAAAGAGAUGUGUAGGAUAGAGUAUUCAAUAUGCAUGUAUCUUCUUCUUUCCAUUCUAUUUCUGUGCUUAUUUUCAUAGCGAGAAAUUCUGUAAAGUAGUAGCCUGCACGCUUUUUAGAAACUCAAGCAUGCCCACUUGUUAAUACAUUUUGAUACAUACAUUGACCAGCAAGUCAUCUUUCUUAAUAUUGUACUGGUAGCAAAGGAGCACCAGCCUAAUCAUGUGGAACACAACAAGCAGCGAUAGUGAGAGCAUUAAAAAUGGAAAACCUCACCGUUUCACACACCAAAGGUACUUUUCUAUGCACACUCGGAAGAAAUGAUGUUAAGCAGUGACUGCCUUUGUUUGUUUAACGGUUUUUCAUCUCUGAUCAGUUUAUGAAUAGUUGUCUCAUGUUUGGUUCUUGUCAAAAUAAAGAAUCUUGUUUUAUAUAAAGGUACUACCAAGUCUUUGUAUUAUAUUGGCAGAAGUUUUUGUCUACUGUCUUCUUUAAGUAUUCACAAAUGAGACAGAUACGGAUGUGGUAUCUCCGCUUGCUUGUUCAGCUCUGGUUAUUAUGCAAGUGUCAUGGCACUGACAUGUACUGUAUUCAGGACUGAAUGCAAACAGUUUGUGCAAACCUGAAAGUGAUCCAGGGAAGUACUAUCACAUGCAAUUUAAAAGGAACAUGCGAGCAAGUGACCAAUAGCCUCAAACUGAUGCAGGUUGAUUCACAAUGGCCACUGUUUGAAAAACGAAGUUGAAAGGCUGCCGCGUUCACACUGAAUGUCAGCCCAUUUGCCUCACUAUUGCCAAUGAAAAAUGGCAGCCUAUUGUGUAUCGCAGGUCCCCCGCGACUAUAAGUCUUAUAUGCCAAGUAGACCACAGCAGCUUGCUGUCUUAAGCACCAUGCGAAAUUCCGUCUUUCCAUUCACUUGGGGGCAUAGGUCGGCGAAAUCACUCACCAGUCGACUCGCCUGGUCUUACUUGCACCCAGACUGAGUCGUGAGUCGGAAUUAAUCCGGGCAAGUAAUAUUUUGGUGAGUUCGAGUUUGAGUGAGUCUGGUUGAAGAAAAUUUUCGUGAGUGCGAGUCCGAGUGAGUCUGGCUCAGGAAAAUUUUGGCGAGUCCGAGUCCGAGGGAGCCCAAAGCGCGGGACAUAGUAUUUGUGAGGCUGAAUGAGUUCUACUUUCGCUUGCCAAACUAUGGUCCUUUCUAGUUACUCCAGCAUUACUAUGAGCCUUACCUUGAUUCUUGUUUACAUGAACAUCUACCACACAUACUUUAAAACAGUAUCGUUCAUACAUCAUUUCUAUAUUUAUUGAUCAGGUGCAUGAGUUAUGUAGGGGGGUGUCUUGAACUGCCACCCUCGCUUACUCUUUUAUGGAAGUUCUGGACAAAUAUAUCUUGUGAUGUCAUCAUUUUCAAGAAAAACGUUCUUACUUGUUUGCAUCUCUCAUCAUUCGUAUUCGAAAGUGGUAUAUCAAGGUUGUGUUCUUUCAAGACGUUAUCAAGAAGCGCUCUUUCCUGUCCUUUUCGUCUCUUUCUACAGUUGCCUUGCUGUUACUAGAACAGAACUACGAUGAACCAACUCGCCCAAAUUAAGCUGUUGUUGCUGAUAUAUCAAAAGGUGCUAAGAGCACUGAUUAUGUGAGAUAUUGGUGUAUAAAUGUCAUGGUCGAAAAAGCUAAUUCUAGACUAAUGGGCUCAUGACUUCACUCGCUCAAACUCUGACUCAGAUCAAGUCAUAAGUCUAAGUCUGGGUGAGCAAUAUUUUGGUGAGUCCGAGUCAGAGUGAGUUCGACCAAAAAGAAACUGAUGAGUCUGAGCUCGACUGAGUUCAAAGCGCAAAAGAUAUUUCGUGAGUGAGCUGAGCGAGUUCUACAAUUUUCGCUGAGCUAUACUUGUGUGUAUGCAUGUAAAACAUAAAAUCAAAAUGCUGCACAGUUACUUAAAAAAAACAUUACUGCUCUUUGCUGUGCAUGAGUGUUACUACAGGUGCUACAACAUGAAGCUUUUAUUGGUGUGCUAUACUUCACGGGUCAUAAAAACAGACAGGUGGUGGGAGUAGCAACAGUUCACAGAAAGGCUUCAUGUUUUUCACUUUAUUUUUGACAGCGAUAUUCGAGUAUCGGUUGAGUUGCGGUUUGAGGCUAUUCACCAUAUGCUCAUGUGUUUACUGUAAUAAUGCUCACAAUCGUACACUCUGCUGCGCAUAGUGUGUGUCUCGCAUGACAUUUACUACAAACAGCUGUUGUGUGCAAACGAAUAGGCUGAAUUUGUUUGUCUGUCUAUAACAAUGUUGAACAAUUCUUGCAAAACAUAAAAACAGUAUGCACAUGA
Messenger RNA from Rhipicephalus microplus (southern cattle tick), 4131 nucleotides. Its product is annotated as transcription initiation protein SPT3 homolog. Gene Ontology annotation, molecular function: protein heterodimerization activity; transcription coactivator activity. Lineage: Eukaryota; Metazoa; Arthropoda; Arachnida; Ixodida; Ixodidae. The record is from RefSeq and is a predicted model, not a curated record. Gene Ontology annotation, biological process: transcription by RNA polymerase II.